This is a messenger RNA of Zychaea mexicana, 993 nucleotides long. RefSeq names its product WD40-repeat-containing domain protein. The record is from RefSeq and is a predicted model, not a curated record. Gene Ontology annotation, biological process: transcription-dependent tethering of RNA polymerase II gene DNA at nuclear periphery; RNA export from nucleus. The transcript has 9 exons. NCBI's taxonomy places the organism in Eukaryota, Fungi, Mucoromycota, Mucoromycetes, Mucorales, Lichtheimiaceae. The coding region runs from base 1 to 993 and encodes 330 amino acids. Gene Ontology annotation, cellular component: nuclear pore. Gene Ontology annotation, molecular function: ubiquitin binding; RNA binding.
AUGGAGCCUAAAGAUUUCGAGUUAGUGUCUCCACCUUCUGAUGGCAUUAGUGCACUUGCAUUCAACCCGGCUGGCAAUGGCGAUUUUCUUGCGGUUUCGUCCUGGGAUCAACAGAUUCGAAUUUAUGAAGUACAACCGAGUGGAAAUACAGUUCCAAAAGUUGCGUACGCUCAUGAAGCACCUGCACUCUGUGUAGGCUGGAGUAAGGACGGAACAAGAGUCGUUUCUGGUGGUGCAGAUAAGGCAGUGCGGAUGAUGGAUUUGAGUACAGGUCAAUCGACACAGAUUGGUGCACAUGGUGAUACUGUGAAAUGUAUCAAGUUUCUCGAUCAAGGUCAAGAAAUUCUGGCAACAGGAAGUUGGGACAAGACCAUCAAAUAUUGGGAUCUACGAUCACCUCAACCUAUAGGCACUCUACAGCUACCUGAACGUGUCUAUUCAAUGGAUGCUGCAAGCAACUUGCUGGUGGCGGCUACGGCGGAUCGACAUAUAGCAGUGGUGAAUUUGAGUAAUCCUACGGCGAUCUUCAAACAAGGCAUAUCCCCCCUCAAAUGGCAGACACGUGUCAUAUCGUGUUUCAUUGAUGGCAAGGGGUACGCCAUUGGAUCUAUCGAAGGACGUGUAGGCAUCCAAUAUGUGGAUCCAGCAGAAGAAUCAAAGGGCUUUUCAUUCAAAUGCCAUCGUGAUGAACAAAAGAAUAUCCACUCGGUAAAUGCGAUCUCCUUCCACCCCACGUACGGUACCUUUUCAACAGCUGGCAGUGACGGUACCUUCAGUUUCUGGGAUAAGGAUUCCAAGCAACGCCUCAAAUCAUUUUCAAACAAGGGUGGUCCCAUUGCAGCUACUGCUUUUAACAGAAACGGAAGCAUAUUUGCAUAUGCUGUAAGCUAUGAUUGGACAAAGGGAUACAAGUUUGCAACACCCAAUCAACAACAAAAGAUCUUCCUUCAUGCUACCAAAGACGAGGAUGUGAAGCCCAAGUUACGACGUUAA